Messenger RNA from Aspergillus homomorphus CBS 101889, 1257 nucleotides. Its product is annotated as G1/S-specific cyclin. Gene Ontology annotation, molecular function: cyclin-dependent protein serine/threonine kinase regulator activity. Bases 1 to 1257 code for a protein of 418 amino acids. The transcript is spliced from 2 exons. Gene Ontology annotation, cellular component: cytoplasm; cyclin-dependent protein kinase holoenzyme complex; nucleus. Gene Ontology annotation, biological process: mitotic cell cycle phase transition; regulation of cyclin-dependent protein serine/threonine kinase activity. The record is from RefSeq and is a predicted model, not a curated record. NCBI's taxonomy places the organism in Eukaryota, Fungi, Ascomycota, Eurotiomycetes, Eurotiales, Aspergillaceae.
AUGGCCUACCAAAAGCGUCCUGCCUCUAGCUAUCAGCCUUGUGAUACCUUCUUUGUGGAGUCGUAUGAUGACUUCCCGGCUCCCCGUAUGGAACCCAAGGAGCAUGCGAGACUGAUUGCCCGUGAGCGUCAGUAUGCCAUUGCGGAUGAACUUUCCAAAAUCACUAGCGAAGAAUUCCGUGAUGACAUUCUGGCGCACAUGCUGGACAUGGAUACCGCCACUCUUCCUGACGUUGAGUCCAUCGACAUUCAAACCGAGAUUCAAUGGUUCAUGCGUCCCUACCUCCUUGAUUUCCUGAUUGAAGCCCAUACCGCGUUCCAACUGUUGCCGUCUACCCUGUUCCUGACAAUCAACCUGCUCGACCGAUACUGCUCGAAACGUGUUGUCUACAAGAGACAUUAUCAAUUAGUCGGGUGUGCGGCUCUACUCAUCGCCGCCAAAUACGGUGACAAGAAGGACCGUGUUCCUACCAUCAAGGAACUCAAGUCGAUGUGCUGCGCCCUUUACGACGAUGACAUGUUCAUCCAGAUGGAGUGGCACGUGCUGCAGACUUUGGGUUGGACGAUCGGACAUCCCACGGUAGACAACUUCCUACAGAUGGCCGUCAUGGAUUGCCCUUACGACGCUGAAGUCGAACACCUGGCUCUUUAUAUCGCGGAAAUAUCUUUGUUCCAUCGGGAAUUCGUCUCCAAGCCCUCGUCCGAUCUCGCCAGAGCCUCUUUGGCUCUGGCACGGUGCAUUCUGAACCGGACUCAGCCUCGCCACACCGAAUGGGCUUCUCAAUACGACUCAAUGACGCUAGUGGGCUUGUCUCAACAAUUACACCAGCCCUCCCAGGUGCUCUCGAGGAAGUACUCAUCGGCCCACUAUUCUCGGGUGUCGAAGGUCCUGGAGCAGUUCCUCACCCGGCAGGCCUCGGUUGCGAGCUACACGCCCCCUAGCCCGUCAACCGAUGUUGUCCCGGCCGAGUCUAAACCCUAUGAAGGGGAAAUUGGUCUUGCGACGCCGCAAAAGGCCCCGCAAUCAUCCACCAUGGCUCACGGCUACAUCACACCGCCAAUUACUCCUGAAAACGAGGUCUUCGCCAACGGUGGUAAUCCCACCUUUGCCAAAGGAGUAGCUGGCACGAGCGCCUGCUCACCGUCACCCACGCCCCCUCCUAGUGUUCCUUACACGGGUGCUCCUGCUUACGCACAGGAAGCGACAUAUCAACAACAAUAUCUCCAACCUCAGAUGUCGUUCAGCACGGGCUACUAA